CCGCGCGUCCUCGGGCUCUCCAUGCGCAUGCGCGCUCGUACUCCUCUCCCCGCGGAGCACGGUUGAGUCAGUCAGUCUGUCGGAGUCAGUCUUCGGAACAGCCUUCGCCCUGUACUUUGGAGAGCCAGCUGCUGGAUUAUUCAGUGUCCCCUCCCACUCUCCGGUCCCGCGUCUCUCUUCACCUCUCUCCCGCCCUUGCUCGUACAGCCAUGGCGGAGUCGUCGGCGGCCACUCAGUCCCCGUCAAUCUCCUCGUCGUCCUCCGGGGCCGAGCCGUCCGCUCUCGGCAGCGGCGGGAGCCCGGGAGCCUGCCCCGCCCUGGGGGCGAAGAGCUGCGGCUCCUCAUGUGCGGAUUCCUUUGUUUCUUCCUCUUCCUCUCAGCCUGUAUCUAUAUUUUCGACCUCACAAGCCGGCGGUCCUUGCAGCCAUCCUUCCAUUCCAGACAGUUUCCCAGAGCAACCUGCUUUUCUCUCAAAGGAAACUGGUUCAGUAGAAGAGUGGAUAGUUAAAGACCAGGAACCCAAGAACCUGAACAAGAUUCCAAGUGGAGAGGACAGAAGUGUACUGGAUCUUGGGCAGUCUAAGACAGAGCACAUUUGUACAUAUUCCUUGUCCCCAUCUGCACUUUCAGGAGCUGGUGUCGAAAAAGAUUCUCCUGAGUCACCAUUUGAAGUAAUUAUUGACAAAGCAACUUUUGACAGAGAAUUUAAAGAUUUAUAUAAGGAAAGCACAAAUGAUUUGGGUGGUUGGACAGCUCACAGUGAUAGAGAAUCCCCUGCAGACUUGUUGGAAAUGAAUGACAAAGUGUUUCCCCUGAGAAAUAAAGAGGCAGGGCGUUAUCCAGCCUCUGCACUGCUCAGUAGACAGUUUUCACACACUACAGCGGCACUGGAAGAGGUGUCUAGAUGUGUGAACGAUAUGCAUAACUUUACUAAUGAAAUACUGACUUGGGAUCUAGUUCCCCAAACAAAGCAACAGGCUGAUAAAUCAUCUUAUACCACAAAAAGUACAGGACUAGACAGGAAUGAACAUCACUCAGAGAUUCCAGUUAUAAAUCUUAAAACAAACACUCAUCAGAAAAUGCCUAUAUGUUCUCUUAACGGGAACACUCCCAUCACCAAAUCCACAGAUGACUGGGCAGAAGCAUCUUUGUCUCUAGAAAACAUUGCUGGAAAACCUGUAAAAGACUACCAUCUCAGUGCCACAAAAGCCAGUGACAGAGGUGUAUCAGGCAGUUCCCAGCCACUUACAGAGCCACCUGGCUCUUUGCCUGAGAAAUGGGUCUCAGGCUCUGGAGCAGCCACAGUGGAAGUAGCUUUACCUGACCUGAGGGAUGCCUGGCCUAACUGUGUGCUGGGAGAAGUCACAGAGGUUGAUAGUUCUGGGGAGUCUGAUGACACAGUCAUAGAAGAUGUCACAGCAGACCCCUCAUUUGAGACCAACAAAGUUCUGCCUGAAAAACCUGACUCCCUUUCAGGUACUGAUGCAAAAACAAGUGCAAGGGAUAUCAAGGAGACUCCCAAUUGUGGGACUAUGAGGAGUGAGAUGUGUGAAAACUCAGAAGAGUCAAGCAGUACCUCUCAGCUGCUUCAGGCCCAGCCAAAAACUCCUACUCAUAGGAGUCUGGAAAGUGAGGUUUGCUUACAAGUACCUAAUACUCUGAAUGAACUUGCACCUGAAAACCCUGCUGUGACUGACAACCCCAGAGUUCCUUCAACAGCACCUCCAAGUGUUCUUAGUGAGACAGGAUUCCCACUAACUGUGACAGCUUCUGCCAACUUGGAGUCUUUGCUUGGAAAAUAUGUUGAAGAUACAGAUGGUUCCUCCCCAGAGGACUUGCUAGCUGCCUUCACAGGAGCCAGGGAGAAAGGACUCGAGGAUAAAGAUCAUAGCAGUGUGGAAGCAGUGUUAGAGAAGACAGCAGACUUUAAAAAUGCUUUCCCUGUGGAACUCUUGUAUGAAUGUGAUCUAGAUGGUUCUGAAACCAAAUGCAGUGAACGCGUCAAAGAAACAAAUAGAGGUGAGCUGAGUGCAGUCUCUCCUCAAGGUGCCCUCCUGGUGUCUCCUGACUUAGAGCAGGAGCAGCUCACCAUCAGAGCCAUUAAAGAAUUAGGAGAAAGGCAGGCUGAGCAGGUGCAGACUGAAGGAGCAACUCCAGGAGGAAAACUCAAGCAAGCCUUUGCUCCACAAUAUUGGCUACAGAGGUCAUCUGACAUCCUAGAAUACACAGAUGUUGAGACUGCAUCUUGUGUUGGGACCAAAAAGCCCUCUGUCACCAAAGACACUAGAGUAGAUCCUAUUUCCAGCCUUAGCAAGACUGAAACGGUUAACAAGCAUGCCCUAGCAAGACUUCUGUCUAACUUCUCAGUACGCGAUCUGAUUUUCUGGCGAGAUGUGAAGAAGACCGGGUUUGUCUUUGGCACCACGCUGAUCAUGCUGCUGUCCCUGGCAGCUUUCAGUGUUAUCAGUGUGGUCUCUUACCUCAUCCUGGCUCUUCUCUCCGUCACCAUCAGCUUCAGGGUCUACAAGUCUGUCAUUCAAGCUGUGCAGAAGUCAGAAGAAGGCCACCCAUUCAAGGCCUACCUGGAUGUGGACAUCACCCUGUCUUCAGAAGCUUUCCACAACUACAUGAAUGCUGCAAUGGUGCAUGUCAACAGAGCCCUCAAACUCAUCAUUCGUCUCUUUCUGGUGGAAGAUCUGGUUGACUCCUUGAAGCUGGCUGUCUUCAUGUGGCUGAUGACCUACGUUGGUGCUGUUUUUAAUGGAAUCACCCUUCUGAUUCUUGCCGAGCUGCUUGUUUUCAGCAUCCCAAUUGUCUAUGAGAAGUAUAAGACACAGAUUGACCAUUAUGUUGGGAUUGCCCGGGAUCAGACCAAAUCAAUUGUUGAAAAGAUCCAAGCAAAGCUUCCCGGAAUUGCCAAAAAAAAGGCAGAAUAAGCACAUGGAAGCCAGAAGUGCAACAGUUACUAAAACGCCAUUUAAUAGUUAUAACAUCAUCACUUGUACCAUGAAGGAACUUGCUCAGUGUCAGCUUGAGCCUGGUUCCAAGUUGUUUGUUCUUUUUAUUUGGUGUUCUCUCCUUUCCUUUCCCUUUACCCUCAGUACCAAGCACAAGAUGUGUUAGACUGAAAAAAAGAACUGAUCUCUUAGAACCCAAAAGAAUAAGGAGUGAAUCAAAUUAGUAGAAUUAAUCAGACCAUAACAGUGGUGGAGCUUUUACCUGUACUGAAAGGGGAGAAAGAAGAGAGAAAUGUCUCGAGGGUCCUCUAUCCAGUUUCAAGGACUCGUAUGCAGUUCUCAUUUAUAUUUUUACCCUUGUUUUUAAGUUAGGAAAUAAUGAUUAACUUAUGAAUUGUCUGGAGCAGGAGUGGGAUUCCUUCUAUUGGGUUUGUGUGGCCCUGCAGCCCCACCUUCCUGCCUUAUAACUAAGCAGCCACUCCUACUGCUCUUCUUCCCUAAUGAAAGAACUGUCAACUCUAAAUAACUUACAGGUGAUAGAGGUAGUUCCCUUUUCCCAGAAUGCCAUGUGAGAAGUACAGAGGGAACAGUAGGGUGGAGCAGUCACCCUCCUGCUGCUCUUCUAGGGAAGGAAGGGCUCUGCCAGCUGGGAGGGCAGUGUCCAAGCCAUUGGUCUGGGAUACCAAUGUCAGUGUUGGUUUGAGAAAUCAUUCCAGAAUGUGCUUCUCCCUCUUUUCCCUGCCCACCUUACCUCAAGUUUAAUAAAUAUGGUUGUACUUUUCUUAUUAUGAAAUAAAUGUCUGUAACUGCUGUACACUGCUAUAAACUUAAGAAAAAUAAUCUGCAUGUGGGCGCCCAGCCAUUGAGUUAUUGUAAUCCUAUCUUAGUCUGUGGGGAAUGAGGUACAGGAACACAAAAAGCCUUCCUUCCUUCCUUCCUUCCUUCCUUCCUUCCUUCCUUCCUUCCUUCCUUCCUUCCUUCCUUCCUUCCUUCCUUCCUUCCUUCCUUCCUUCCGUGUCUUCCCUGCUGCUUCCUCCUCCACUGCUGCUUCCACCUGUGCUUUUCAAGUUUAGCCUGAGAACUGAAGCCCUACUGGCUGUAGGUUAUGUGUCUGUAGUCCAGAGGCCUCAGUUGGCUAGGGGGGGGGGUACAUUCCAGACUCAUGACAGAUAGCUUGUGAGUGAGUGUUGUUCUGAGGAGAUCUCCAUUUUCAGACACAUUUAUGACAUAGUUCCUACCAUGGCCCAAGGUGCUCAUUUAUAGAGUAUUUUCAAGAAGUUUUAGGUUGUGGGUGGCCAGGCAGGACCAGGAGAUGUUGAUAGACAACAGGAUAAUUUAGAUUGACUGGGGAUCUUGCUUUCUAUUUGGGACCUUGCAUUGUCCUUCAGCAUACAAAUUCAGUCAGCUUGCAAACCAGCAUUCAAGAUUUCCUUCAGUUCUCAGCCCUACCUAUUGUGAGGAAAAGCUGGGACCUCGAAGGGUAUCAUCUGCAAUGGUCACAAAGUUCUGUGACUGCAAAAGUAGGAAUGGAACCUCUUUCCCUUCCUUUUGGGAAAUGACUUAAGGAUUUUGAUAGGUAGAAUGCCUUACUCCAUUUUCUUAGUUUCUUUGCCCUUGUUCAUUUUGAAUUUUUGGUUUCCAUUGUAGAAAACACUCCAUCGCCAUCCUCUGCCCUCCCAGGAAAUGAAUGCACUGAUGGUCUUUGGGGUCUCCCAACAAGGGAUCCCAUUCUGCACUGGAAGCCUCCACACCUGGCGCUUUUCUUUGUUGCUGCUGUGUUAAAAUAAUUGGAAAGAUUUUUGUGCCACAUAGUGAUUUUUUUUUAAAGAAAAAUCUAUAGAUGAAAAGUUACUAAUGAAAUUGUGUACGUGUCUGUGCGUGCAACAUAAAAAUACAGUAGCCUCAAGGAGCUCUUUUGGUCCCUGUAAAACUGCAAAUUGAUGUAUUAAUUAUAAAUAAAGAACACAGUGACUGUCGGA
Molecule: messenger RNA, 4936 nt
Organism: Mesocricetus auratus (golden hamster)
Lineage: Eukaryota; Metazoa; Chordata; Mammalia; Rodentia; Cricetidae
Gene: Rtn3
Product: reticulon 3
Exons: 9
Coding region: 210-2936 (908 amino acids)
Biological process (GO): brain development; endoplasmic reticulum tubular network formation; neuron differentiation
Cellular component (GO): postsynaptic density; neuron projection
Source: RefSeq, a predicted model, not a curated record